Molecule: messenger RNA, 10445 nt
Organism: Calliphora vicina (urban bluebottle blowfly)
Lineage: Eukaryota; Metazoa; Arthropoda; Insecta; Diptera; Calliphoridae
Product: serine-rich adhesin for platelets
Exons: 10
Coding region: 1462-9888 (2808 amino acids)
Biological process (GO): cell-cell junction organization
Cellular component (GO): apical junction complex; plasma membrane
Source: RefSeq, a predicted model, not a curated record
CUGUAGUUAUCAUCAUUGUUUUAGCUUCGAGAGCGUCAGAUUUUGUGAGGGUAUUGUUGAUCAUUUGCAACAUGUUGGCUGGUUGGAACUCGGUUUUAACUUAAAACCUGUGCUUGUAACGAAUGUAGGUUUGAACACAAAUGGUACAAUUUCAACUCAAAACAGGUAAUAAACUAUUGUUUGGAUUAGUUACUUUUAACGUUUUAAGAUGAAAGGUGCAAAUAGUAAAUAAGACGUAAUUUUAACGGCGGUUUAAGAAAAUAUUUGUAUUUUUUUUUCGUUUGGUACCUAUAAGAAAGUAACAACAACAAGUUAAGAAAACAAAAGAAUAAGAAUAUACAUAAAAAUAAAGAAAAUUAAAAAAAAUAUACAAAUAAAAGAUAAUGGAAAGAAAAAUAAAGAAAUAUUUCAAGUGAAAUAUGGAAAAGAAAUAUUUGAAAAAAAUAUCAAAAAUUAAAACAAAUUUAUAAAAAUAAGUGAAAUAAGUGUGCAAAACAUAUAAAAACCGGUGAAAUUUUAAAAAAAUAUGUAAAUAAAUUGUCUUUUUAUAAGAAAAUUUUAUAAAUUAAAAAAAAAAACCAUUAAAAAUCUUCAAUAUUAUUUUAAAAAUAUUUACAAAUAAAAAAAGUAUUAAAAUAUAUUUAAAAACAAACAAAAAAAUCGGUGCUCCAUAGAAGUUUACAGUGAAGUUUAAAAGAAUACAUUUUAUGUGGAUUUACUAAAACCAAAACAGCAACAAAAAAUCAACUAUAAAUUAUAAAACCAAACCUUCUCUUCUCUGGAAUUUUCAACAUCUCUGUUUUACUUCUAUACAACUCUCUUUUAUCUUCUUAAUCUUGAGGUUUGGUUUUGAAAUCACAUUUUGAAAUCAAAUGCAUAUAUUUGGAAACAAAAAACGCGCUUAGUAAACAGUGAAAGGAUAUUUUUUACAUUAUAUUUAAUUGGAUAAUGUUUAAAUAAAUAUCAUUUUCGCUAACGAAUAUUAUAUAGGAUUAAUAAAAUUGUUUAUAAUUUUUGUAUAUGAAUGAAGAGAAAAAAUCGAACAAAAAAAUCAACAAAAAAAAUACGCUAAAAAAAGUAAACAAAGAGCAGCAGACCCAGUCACUGAAAAAGCUGUCAACAAUUUUGUAAAGGUGCUUAAUAAGAACCACAACAACAACAAUAAAUACCUCUAUGGGAAUUAAUAACUUGCCAAUAAAUAAUACAACAAUAGCAACAACUAUAACAACAAAACUAAGAUAAGAUUUGCUGAAAAAAAAAUAAUAAUAGAAAAAAACGCCGAAAUUUUAUACAGUGCAACAGUUAAAUUUGCUAAACGAUAUUCCAUUUUUUGCAUUUUUAUUAGCAAAAUUAUUUGGUUUGGAAUCACACGUUAAUUUUGGUGCAUUUCUUAAUGGAAAUUAUUGCCAGUUUUAAGAAUAUUUUACGAUUUUUAGUGAUUUUCAAAACUAAAGUAUAAUCAUGGAUCACUUGGAUUUGGCAGGAGUAUUAACAACACCACCGCAAUGGAAUCUGCCGGCUUUCGAGCAACAAGAUGCAAUUUAUUUGUCUUCGUCAAGGCAAAUGCUGGAGCCUAUUAUGGAGGAGACUUCAGAGGAUGAGGAGUAUGCCUUAAAUUCCUGGCAACAAUAUGAUCAGCAAAGCAGUGAUGCUGAAUGUGGUGCCACCACAGAGGGUGAAUCGGUGUGUGGUGGUAACGGAGGAGCGGGCGGAGCUAGUUUUUGGAGUUCGGCUGAAUCGGACACGGGAUCUGUGAUAAGAAUCGAAGUAACUAAAGAUAAUGAUUCUACAUCUGAAAGAGAUUUCCUGUGUCCGGCUAAACGUCCACGCAGAUGCGAAGAGUCUUUGGCUCAAAGCCUGCCCGAAGAGGAGGUUAUUUUAAGACGUCCUUUAUAUGGUGUGGAAAAGAAUAAUAGUUUGGAGAGAUUUUUAAAUUAUGAAAACUUUUCGCGCGAUUCCUGGGGCACCAAUAGUCAACAGCGCAGCAGUGUGGGCAGUCGUCGAGGCUUCGAUGACUUCUAUUCCGAUUCGGAUUCCUUGUCCUACAAUUCCUUAAGUCGUUCUUCUAGUCUCAUACAAUUUGAGUCGUUGGAAAGACAAUUGCUAAUGCAAGAACAACAUGCCAGUAUGACCAGUUUGGGCAACUCCUCACCUUCUUUGAUGAGUUUUGAGAUAAAUGAGGACACACAAAAUAAACCAGCCUCUAACUCGGCCAAUAAUUCCGCCAAUAAUAGUCGCCGGGGCUCUCAAUCUUCUUUGCUGAAAAAAUACGAGUCUUUAGAUGGUCGUUUACAUCAGACCUAUUAUGAUUUGGAUAAAUUGAAUUUCGAUGAUAUGGACAACAGCAGCGGCGAUAAUUUCUCUAGGAAUGCUAACUUGAAAAUGGCAGAACUGAGAUCUGACUCGGAAUCUUCUUCUGAGGGUUCUGAAGGCUCCUCCAGGCCUCAAAGUGUGCUGUCGCCGGCCGAUUUGAAUGAUAAUGAGUUUUUGUUUAAAAAAUUCAAUCGAACCAAUUCCCAGCAAAGUAAAAAGGGCAAAAGCUCGGCGGAAAAUCUGUCAGAAGACUCGGGCUACUGUGAGCCUUCAUUGGGCUUUGGUUUGAGGCGCUCCAAGUCGCAAAGUUUGCUCAAAAACUAUGAGAAAUUUUCCGAAGAGGAGGAAGAAAUGGAAAAUAAAUCAUUAAUACAUGGCGGCCACAAACAAACGUUUAAUGAGCUAAACGCCGAGCAACAGCAGCAGCAACAACAACAACAACCAGCCAACAACAAACAUUCCAUUAUAAAUGAGUUUAAAAAUACAACCACGAGACAUGAAACCAUCAGCUCGCCGCCACUCUCGCCCCACCUUGAGUUCAUACGCCAUAAACAGCGUACAGAAGCACAUUCGCCAUCGCCGGUAUCAUCAGAAGUGUCGACAUCAUCGUCUACUUCCUCUCAGUCUACUACACAAAGCAACAACUCUAGCACCUCAUCUUCAUCUUCAGCAUCAUCUACAUCAUCGGCCACGACAUGCGCAUCAAAGGCCUCUUUUACUUGGCUAAUGCCGUCUGCUGCCACUACCGCCCGACAAUCGUCAAGAGUUCAUGCAGCAGAGGAGGAAAAUCAGCCAUCACAAAUUAGUAUAAACGAUCUACGUGAACUGAAAACAUCCAACGAGGAAAACGUACAAAUUUUCAGCGGAAAAUUUAAAAAUCAUAUUAAAGAAUUUUCCUCUAUUAGCCCGCCAGGGAGAGAUGAAUACGUACAACUUGUGGAAAACGAAGAUGAGUGUUUAGAGUGUAAAAAUAUCUGUGAGGAAUAUGAGCUAAAUGAGUGUCGAAAUUGUGGUGAAAAAGUCAUUACAAAACCAUUGCAAAACUACCAAGAGUAUUUUUUGAGUUGCCAAAAAUGUAAAGAAAAUUUUCAAAAUAUUAAAGAAAUUGAGUGUGGAAAUAGUGAAUUAAAUUUAAAUUGUGAAAAUUGUGGUGAAAAAUAUUUAGUGGAUAUAAAGCUCAACUCCUCCGCUGGUGGUACACUCAAUUGUGAGAAAGUGAGAAAAAAGCAAAACGAAAAAAGCACAGACAAAUGGAACUACGCGGCAGAAAGUGAACAUAGAACUGACGACAACAGUGAAACUGAUAAAAGUGGUGAAUUUGAGAAUACUGAAAUAAAUGAGAGUUUUGUUUUGGACUAUGAUUCUUCAUUUUCUACACCAGAAUCUUUAAAACGUGUACAAACUUAUGAAAAUUCCGCCCAAACUUUAAUUAAAUACCAUAAACAUUUUGAUAGUUCCUGUAGUUCUACCCCGGAAACCUCUAGACGUUUGCCGACAACUGCUGUAGCAACCCUAGGCUGUAGUGCCAGCUCUGAUAGUGAUUAUUCUCCCCUGAGAGUGCGCAAAAAUUUUAACAAUUUAAUGCCGAGUUGGCCUGUAAAAACUUCUAGCGUACCAAAUGAAUUAAAUACCAUAGGACGCAAGAAAAAACAUAAAAAAUCCAAAUUUUCCUGCUCCCCUCAACCUGCCGCCACCAGUAAUAAAUCUCCUGAGCCUUCAACAGAUAAUGAUUCUGUAAAUGAUUCCUCCCUAACCAGUAACGAGGACUUGGAUUUGUUAGCGUUGAAUUUAAAAAGAAGUUUAAGUUGGUCUUUCCAGCCCGUUUUGCAAUUAGAAAGCUCUAGCUUGUGUGUGGAAGCUAAAAAUUUGGGUAUAUUGCAUCAAUCCUAUCACAAUUUGGCCUUAUUGAAUUUGGAUUCGGAACAGGAGAAUUCGUUAAGCAAGAAAAUGGCCGAUAAAAGAAUCUCCUCCGACUAUGAAGCGGAAAUUGUUUGCAAAAAUAAUUUUCUAUUAGAUGAACUAUCGGCUCAUUAUGAUCGCACGGCUUCCAUACUAAAUGACCAGCCAAUAGAUCAAACUGAUGCCGUACUAAAAACUCCCCAGGCUCCUCAGAGACUACAUAAUCGAAAAACUUCCAAUUCUAGUUGUUCGGCUGGUGAAGAAGCCGAAGCUGAACAGGUGCAGCAUGUACAACUGGUCAUACGCAAACCACCAGCUAGACAGAAACGUAAUAAAGGCGAGGAUAAGACCAAUAGUUUGACCCAAGAUUACAGUUUUACCAGUAUUAUGCAGAGUGGCGGCAAAACUUUUGACCAAGAUCCCACUAUUUUGAAAACCAGCUAUGCCCAAAGUCUGGAGAAAUGUAAUUUUGACUGUAAGGAAUUGUCCACACAAGAUCUAAGCAAACCUCGAGCCAUACCCAAGCGCAGAUUUCAUUCCCAGGCCAAUAACUCGAAAAAGAAAAAUUUAGUCUCCUCCACACCCAAUUUAAAUGCUUACGAUUUCAAUCAUCAAGAUGAAAUUGAAGAUGAUAUGUUUGUGUCCAGUGCCCACAACUCCAUGCAUCAGCUGCCCUUGUCCCAGACCCAAAAACCCUUGGGUAUACUACUGCCCGCCGGGUCCCGUACCUCAUUUGGCAAAGAGGUCAGUUUUUGUCCCGUAGUAUCGAAAUUCUGUUGGCAAGAACAAUCCUCAGAAGAGUGUAAUGAUGGCACCGAAGAGCAUCUACAGGGUGAUGAAGAAAGUGAGGAUGAACUAUUGGAUAAUGCCGAUGCAACGGUCAUCUAUAAUACCAAAGAGAAUGAAAAUAUUGCCAGUAAAUAUCAUGAAGAGUUUUUGAAGAAAGAGCAAGAAAAUGUUUAUCAAGAGAACGGUGACGAAGUGAUCAAAGAGAAGGCUGUGUUGAAAGAGAUAAAUGGUAAACACAAAGUAGAAAAUGUUAUGCUCACUAAAGAGCAUAAUACAGAAAGAGAAAGCGAAAAUGAAAGAGCAGAGGAAUUAAAUGGAAAUGAAACACAACAAGAGCAAGUGGAAAAAGAAACUUCAAAGAUCAUUUUGGUUGAUGAUGAAAAUGAAACAAUAACUCAAAACAAUGAAACUGAGGAACAAGAGGAAUUGCUAAAGGCAGCAAUACAAUCCAGCAGUGAAUUAUUGCCAGUAGCAGUAACAACGGUUAGUUUAACAACGAACGUAAACAAUGAAACAUUAAAAACACAAACGGAUCGCGACAAUAACGAACAAAAUAAACGCGUGAAUAAUAUUACUACAAGUUUAAAUACAAAUACGCCUAACGUAAAACCAACUGUUGUGGUAGCAAGACCUUUAAGCAUACAAUUGCCCAUAUUAAGUGAACCUCCUAUUAAUCGGGCCCAUCAUAUUCUCUAUGCCUCACAGCAAAUGUUGGAUAAUUUCCAGAGGCAACAACAAAACGAAGAAUACGAACACUGCAAAUCGCAAUCCACCCAAAAUCUAAGCAGAAUGUCGGGCAAAACGGGAGACUUGCAGCCGCAACAAUGCGCCGCCACCAAUUCAAAAUUAAAUAAUAAUAAUGAAGUCAUGAAAUCGAAAUUUAAACAUGAAGAAAAACAUCCCAAUUCUAAGGGCUUUUUGUCCAGAUUUGCUAAUGGUUUUAGAUUUUCGCUCAGACGCAAUAAGAAAAAAUUACAACAAAAAGAAAAUCAACAAUUAGGAGAGGCUGAAGCACAAGAAACAAAAUCUAAUGGUUUAUCGAAUCAAAAUAAAUCAAAAUCUUUGCCGCCCAGCCAUAAACAGGCCGAUUUUAUACAUAUCCCUUUGAAGGGACCCUUGCCGGAAAACCGAAAUGGCAACUCUAAUAAACAAACUAAUGGCAAUACUGCAAAUAAUGGCAAUGUCAAAAAUACAACUAUGUUGGCUAAACAAAAAGGCGCUAAAACUAAAGAUACAAAUGAUAAGCAACAAAAAGUGACUGGAAAACCACCCAUACCACCCCAGCAACAACAACAACUACAGCAAAUGCUAAAAUUGCAAAGCGCACAAUCCUCUCCACAACAGCAACAACCAUUAGUUGAAGUUGGUCUAAGCCGUUUCUACACGGAAGCCGAAAGCAACCAACCCGCCACCGCCCACCACCCCGGUUCGGUCACGCAAGAUUUUCUAACCAGUGAACGAGAUUUGUACAACGAAAAUCACAACCAACAACAAUUUACUACCGCCACCAGUAGUCAGUCGUGUGCCAACAACCAACAAUUAACAAAUACGGAAAAUGAUGAUACAGAAAUGACGGCUGUAAAUACUAAUAAUACCGCUACAUACGAAUUUAGCUCGCCGUCGCGUGCUUCGGUCUCGCAAAAAACCCAAAUGUUUAAUAAUCUGUCGCGUAAAACGGAACAGCAGCAGCCAAAAAUCGGUCUAAUCGAGACCAAUCUGGAUACACACGAAACCAUAAUAACGGGUAAAACGCGUUCGCUAAUCAAUAUCGGUCCUAAUCAACAGCAGCAGCAACGUUUUGCCGGUAACAAACGUUUGCAUACCACCACAAAUACGCAUAGCAAUCAUCAUCAUCAUCAUCAGCAAUUUAAUCGUCAUCAUAAUUUGGAUGGCAAUGAGGCUGAUGACGAUGACUACGAUGAUAAUGACGAUGAUGAGGUGGUUGUACGUCCCGAUGGCACCGUUGUUGUUAUAAAAAAUGCCGGUUCUAGUGGUGCAUCCCAGGCACAACAAAUUGCAUCAGUACGUCGUCCCCACAAGAGUAUGGAGUUUUUAUUGGAUAAAGAAAAUCAAAAGGAUGUAAUGCCCCCCGAAAAUGAGCUACAAAAAUCCCACGAUCACAAUCCGGCCGCCUUAAGUGAACAUCAAUUGCGCAUACAAGCCUCGUUGCAACGUCUCAACAUACCCGACUGGUUCCGACAAUAUAAUCAAAAUCAAAAAUCUCCCGAUGGUGCCGGUGCCACAGGUGCUGGAACCUACAAGCCCGGUAACUUUACGCGCAAACGUACACAAGAUUCCGGCCGAUGGGUGGGAUUAAAUUCCAAAACCACAUCGUUAAGCUCUUUGGGAUCACAGAGAUCAGAUCGUAGUCCGCUACUCUUAAGUCCAUCGGCACACAGUCAUCAUGGUGGCCAGAGUACACAACAUGCGGCUCAUCAGCAAGGUCAAGCAGCUACAACCACUGCAAGUGGAGCAAGUGGUGGUGCCUUCUCCAGAUGGUCCACCUCACAUUUGAAUUCAUCACAAACAUCACCCAGUGUUUCACAAAGAGGAUCAUUUUCCCGCGGCGGUCCCAUCAACUCUAGUUUUAUGUCUGUGAACAGUGGUCACAGUGUGAUACGAAACUCUAUGCGUCAGCCCUAUAUGGGUUGGCGUAGCCAGGAGAAACUAUCACAAAGAACAGCUCAUGAGAGAUUGGCCUCUUCCCUAUUGUCUCAACAGCAACGCACAUCUCCCACAACCCAUACAGUUCCGGCUAACACUGAUAAAUUACAACCUGUUACACCCGAGAUACAAUCCUCCAUAAAAGAGGUCACCUCGGCUAUUGUACAUUAUGUUAACGAUCAAACAAAUCAACAGCGCAGUAGAUCAACGAGUCCAAAUUCGAGAAAAUGUUGGCUUGAAUCAUCAUUUGUGGGCACACGUCCUUUGGACUCACCGCAGACACCAAUUAUUGAAAAUACACCCCUAAUAAGUGCUGCCCAGGCUGCUGCUGUAACAUCGUCAUCAUCACUGAGACCCUCGCUAUUGAACAACAAUAACAACAAUAUCAAUAAUAACAAUAACAAUUUACAAUACGCCAAUCAUAAUAUUGUUGAUGGUACAACCACAUUGAAUUUGUCAUCAUUAACAACGGGAAAUGACAUACAAUUAACCCGUAUGAACGGUGGUCUCAAUAACGGUACUAGUAGUAGUAGUGCCGGUGGUGUUAAUUUAGGAGUUGGUGAGUCAAAAAGAAAACCUCUUUUUCACCUCAAACAAAUACAAGAGUGCCUAAUGCCUGGCAAUCAAAUGCUUAAUGCUCCAGAACGUUCCCUGAGUAACGCAUCGCUAGAAGAUGUUUUAGCCUCCCUUUUAGGAUUGCCAACACAUCAAACUGGAGCCAACGCCAGUGAUGCUUAUGCUAGGUCCAGCACAGGAGGCGUUUUAGUUAGUGAGUCACAAACGCCUGCCAAACAACAACAGCAAAUCCAAUAUCAUAUGCCCCAAAAACAACAACCUUUACAACAGCUACAACUCCAACAAACCCAACAACUAGUGCAAAAAGAGAAUUUACUUGCUAUUUCCAAAGAGGAACAACAACGUUUGCGACGACGCAGUGAAGGAGAUGCGGCAACUAAACAGAAACAACAGCAGCAGCAACAGCAGCAAGAGCAACAACAUCAGUUCGAGCAAAAGUCCCAACAUUAUGCUGCAAAUGCCAAAACGUAUGCCAGUGAUACAAUCACCACCGUCACCCACACCAAUACGACGGCAAAUGGCCAUGCAGGUGGAGCGACCGCGUUCCUGCCUCCCCGGCGUGUAUCGCUCGGUGACUCCUCAGAGUCGAAUAAUCGAACAGCCAGCGCCUCUGGUGAGCUGCAGAUCAAGUGCCGCAAUAACAAGUGCGAUCGCACUGCCACGCCCGCCGACGCCAAAAAGUAUUACAAGUCAUGCCACAAUUGUACCUAUUUAUAUUGUUCGCGUGAAUGUCGCCGAGCCCAUUGGGAGAAACAUCGUAAAGCGUGUCUGCACUCCCGUGUCUCAAAUCUGUGCCGCCAAGUGUUAGCCUCCUGCAAGGAUGACAGCGAUUCUUUGCGCCACUUGAGCUUGCUGGCACGCAAAGGAUUCUUGUCGCAGGGGCGCGGUGUGGUCAGGAUUCUAUUUCGUUCUCCGGAAUCGGCUGAGGGUUUCAUCAAGAAUGGUUUUCAGUGUAUGGGUGAGGCUUCCUAUGUACGUUGGCCCGAUCUAAUGCCAGCCGAAAUGGGCCUGGAACUCUAUUCGGAAUUGUUGAAACUGAGCACUGAAUAUCGGCCCGAUUCCAAAAUGUUGGUCUAUGUGGCGGUGUGUGUGGUAUCGGAAGCUCCAGGCAUGGGUCAAGCCCCGGUGCGCUGGGAACGCCAGCUUGUUUCACGUUGUGCCAAAUUGAAACUUUGCAAAACUGUCUUAGCCGAGCUGGAACAACAGCAGCAACCUUUACCCCUACCCGUUACAGUGGUGGCUGUGCCCGAACCCACCACAGAAGUUCUUAUACUCACCUUCAAUCCUCAACUGCGCAGUUCCACGGCUCAGCGCGAAUUGGUUCUAUCCAACAUACUCGAUAUACUUUCAAGGCGUGGUGUGAUACUGCGCAAACAUUAUCCCGAAAUAUUCCAACGCCUUCAGACGUUCACCGAAGGUCAAACGGAUAAAUUCAAUCCGGUCACUUUGCAUCCUCGUGACUCUCACACUGGCCAAAAUUUCGUCUGCAUCAUAAUGCCCGUACAGUCGGAAACUGAAAUAAUUAAAUUACCCUCCAUUGCUGAUGGCGGCAAUCGUGUGACUACCAUCGAUGUGGGUUCUACGGCCGCUUUGGCGCAACUGGACGACGAUGAGCUGUUGACUCGCACUGCAACACUUGCAAGUUGAUUAAAAUCGUCCACACGUAGGGGUCAUAGAAAAAGUAGCUCAAAUUCCAGUAGUAAAAGUAGAAACACACCUUCGCCGCAACUGGUGUCAGCAGCUGUCACUACAUCGGCCGUGGAGGGUUUUAAUUUGGAAAGUACUCGUAUGUAAAUUUAGUUUAAUUCUUGACAUUGCUUUUAAUCUAACUAACUCUCCAUCUCUCUCUAUCUAAUUAACUAACCAACUACCUAUAGAGCUUGUUAUAUAGUGCCAUUUCAUAAUAUUAACUAACUCUCUCUCUAUUUAAUCUAAAAAAUAUUUAACAUCUAACGUAUCAUACAAGAAUUUUAACUUAAGCUUUAAAUUUUAACAAAAAACGAAGAAAGCUUGCAAUAGUAAAGCUUAAGUCAAAAAGCAAUCGUAAACAGCUUUCUAAAUAAAUAUGUUUAGCGUACUUUAACAUUCACACUCUAUAACUACUCAUGAUAGACAUGACAUGAUAAUUUCACACGAUAAAAAAGCUUUGUAGUAAGAUCUUUCAAAUGAAAGCAUUCUACAAAAGCUUUUAAAAAUCCCCAAAA